Panicum virgatum (switchgrass) is the source of this 1455-nucleotide messenger RNA. RefSeq lists its product as uncharacterized. Gene Ontology annotation, molecular function: zinc ion binding. The transcript is spliced from 6 exons. Lineage: Eukaryota; Viridiplantae; Streptophyta; Magnoliopsida; Poales; Poaceae. The record is from RefSeq and is a predicted model, not a curated record. The coding region runs from base 189 to 1118 and encodes 309 amino acids.
CCACCGAGACACAUGCCUGCGGAUCAGGAUUCAGGAAGCUCCAUGGAAUCGUCCACGGACGCCAUCCGCCGUCCGCACGGCGCUCCAAGAAUCCGGGUCCGGGAGUCUCCUACUCUUCGACUUGGGCUAGAAUUAGAACAGCCGCCGCCGCCGCCGCCGCCGUUCCCCUCUUCUUCCCACCUUGUCCGAUGCAGCACCCCUUUCGCCUGCGCGCUUUGUCCGAUCGCAGCAGCUCUCCGCGUCAUCGUCGCGCCGCGGGACCGGCCGAGACGAUGGACGCCCCACUCCUCGCGCCGCACCCGCCGGCGCGGGGCUCGCUGAAGGGAGCGGCGGGCGACGAGAUUGAGGCCGCUUCCGCCUCCGCCGCCUGGUGCCGCUUCUGCCUCGAUUCCGGUGGUGAGCUGAUCUCGCCCUGCAUGUGCAAGGGGACGCAGCGGUUCGUACACCGCUCUUGCCUUGACCACUGGAGGUCUAUCAGGGAAGGAACUGCCUUUUCACAUUGCACAACAUGCAAGGCCCAAUUCCAUCUACGGGUGCAAUUUCUCGAGGGAGAUGGGGGCCGUAAAAUGAAGUUCCGGCUGUUCGUUGCAAGGGAUAUCCUGCUUGUGUUCCUUGCCAUCCAAAUUGCCAUUGCUGCCAUUGGUGGCGGGGCAUAUUGGCUGGAUAAAUGUGGGCAUUUCAGGAACAGAUUUGCUGGUGGGUGGAUUCACAUUCUUUCACUGCAUCCAGUGCCCUUCUACUAUUGUGUUGGUGUAGUGGUGUUUUUCGCACUGGUUGGAGUUUUUGGGCUCAUAUUACACUGCUCGACGUCCCCGUCUUCCAACAAUGAUUUUCCGUGCUUCACUAGAUCCUCGAACUGCAGAUCAGAUUCAUCAGACGAUGAUGAUGACUUUGCUGUUGUUGUUACCAUCGUUAUUAUUUUUGCCAUCAUCGGAAUUGUGUAUGCCUUCAUUGCUGCAACUAGUGCUGUCCAGCGGAUCUUUCAACGACACUACCACAUUCUUGCCAAGAAGGAGCUGACAAAGGAGUAUGUCGUGGAGGACCUCCGAGGGGAUUAUACACCACCAAAGCUGGACCCAAAGCACGAGCAGCGCUUGAAGGAGCUGCAGCUCAUGUAGCUGCUGCUUUUACAAUUCACACCAGUUCAUCUAGUCCUUAGCAUGAUUUGCAGCAGUUAAAAACUUGGUUCUGUUAUCCUGAUGGCUGUCUGCUGCAAUAUGAAUAGUAACCAUGCACUACCGGACUCGCUUACUUUGCCGAGUGUCACAGAUACUCGGCAAAGGCCGAAAAACACUCCGCAACUUCUUUGCCGAGUGUAGCACUCGGCGAAGCGCGCACGGUCUUUCUUCUACCGGCGGCACUCGGCAAACUUUGCUGUGUGUCAAGCCGCACUCGGCAAAAAAAAGUUGAAACGGGACGGACAACAGGCAAACUGGCGAACGGAACGGGCGAACG